Molecule: messenger RNA, 3542 nt
Organism: Chelonoidis abingdonii (Abingdon island giant tortoise)
Lineage: Eukaryota; Metazoa; Chordata; Testudines; Testudinidae
Product: CARD- and ANK-domain containing inflammasome adapter protein-like
Biological process (GO): regulation of apoptotic process
Molecular function (GO): protein binding
Source: RefSeq, a predicted model, not a curated record
GACAGAAUAUGUUUAUUAUUUUGAUUUGUGUUUUGUUUUGUUAUGUUACUCAACUCUACUUGUUGCUAAGGAAUAGCAAAGAGGAUCAGAGAACUUCUAACAAAGAUGGAAAACUAAAGGUGAGGAGUUUUGGAUUUCUUUCCCCGUAUUCUUCAAUGAUUUCUAAUUGAACUACAGUUGUUGGUACAGCAGUUCUUUAUGAAAGAAUUUGUGGAAUUAUGUGAUCCUGCUCUGCUGUUCCACUAUCAAGCUCAAUUUCAAAUGAUAAUUUAAUCCAUUUUUUAGAAGUUACUCAUAUCACCAUGUAUUUAAACAGCUUGUUUACAAAUCCAUAUGCCAUAGAAGUCCUAAAGACAAAAAAGGAAGAACUGGUAGAAGGCAUAAACAACUCAGACCAUCUUCUUGACUGGCUGAUAGACAAUGGUAUUUUUACACCAGAGAAAAAAAUGGUUAUGUCCUACUACAGAACACGAAUAGCAAAGAACUCCCGGGUUUUGGAUAUCCUGGUCUCUCAAGGUGAGCGAGCUUGCAGGCUGUUUUUUUAUCCAUGUCUAAAACAAGUGGAGCCAAAUCUAUAUAAUAGAGUUAAAAAAUAUGUCAGUGAUGUGAAUGAAAGUAUUGGAGAUGCUAGGAGACAACUGGUAGGGUAUCUACUUGAAAAGGACAAGGAAUGGACUGAAACGACCAGUGAACAAAACCAAGAGAAGAAAGAUAUUCCUAGACAUAUUUUAUCAAAGCAAGAAAGAGCAACUAAAGAGAAAGUUAAACAAACGCAAAAUUUACCUGCAGCAAAACCUAAGAAAGAUGAUUCUAAUGCUGUUAGUAUCUUUGAUGCAGCUGCUAAAGGUGAUCUUUCUGAUCUAGCGGAAGUAUUGAAGGAGAAUAAUAUUAAUGCAGUAAAUGCCUCAAAUGAAACACUUCUGCAUAUUGCAGCUGCUAAUGGACGUGUUGCAAUAAUUGAAUAUUUAAUUAACAAAGGUGCUAAACUAGAUGUAAAGGAUAAAAAGGGAAGAACACCAAUGCACAGGGCCGCUGAAAAAGGACGGGAUGAUGCAGUGAAAGUGCUUCUCCAAGCUGGUGCCUACAUAUACAGCUUGGAUAAAGAAGCCAAGACUCCACUUCAUUUGGCUGCUCAGAACCACCACACUCACAUACUAAAGAGGAUCCUGAAAAAAGCAAGAUGCUACAAGAACCAGCAAAACUUCUUACACAUGGCAGCUCUCAAAGAUGAGAGCAACUUUGCACAAAUGCUUUUAAAGAAUGGUGCCCCAGUUGAUGCAAAGGAUGAGAAGGGACAGACUGCUUUGGGUUAUGCCAUUUCCCACGGAUUUGAGAAAACUGUAAAGGUGUUGCUAGAAGCUGGAGCCAACAUUGACUCUAACAUCACUGAUGUAGCCUUCAAUAAUAACAAACAAUCCAUAUUCAGAAUACUGCUGGAAUAUGCGAAAGGAUUGUCCCCUGACAUCAUGGUGUCAGCUCUUUUUAAAGCUGUCCAGAAGAACCUGCAUGGCACUGUAGCAGCUUUAGUUGACAGAGGCAUAGAUAUCAACGUCCGCAAUGAAAUGCAGUACACACCUUUACUCAUGGCAUGUGAAAUGGGUAGAACAGAGACUGCAGAAGUUCUCAUUGCAAAGGGGGCUAGUUUGGAGGCGAGGAUGCCCAACUCAAACACGGUUUUACACUUGGCAGUUCAAGCCGGGGCAGUCUCCAUCACAAAUCUGCUUCUCUGCAAAGGGAUGAAUGCUAACAUCACAAGCCAGGGAGAGCAAACACCGCUCCAUGUUGCUGCAUUUCAUAAUAAGGGAUCAAUAGUUGACAUUUUAAUCAAUGCUGGGGCCAAAAUUAAUGCUGUCACUAAGGAAUUAGUCACUCCCUUGCACGUCGCAAGCCAAAGAGGUAAUGUUGAUGUUGCUCAACAGCUGCUGAAUUACAAAGCCAACGUUAAUGCAAAGGAUAAGCAGCCAAAGACACCCUUACAUCUUGCUGCUGAAAAGGGAGAUCAUGCAAUGGUGGAGCUGCUUCUUAGUUUUAAUGCUGAUCCCAAUGCAAUGGACAAGGAGAAAAAGACCCCACUUCACACUGCAGUUAUGGGAGGCCAUCUCAAUACAGUUAAAGUUCUGUUAGCACAGAAGGCCAGAUUUGGAAUUAAGGACAUGAAUGGCUGCACACCAAUGCACUAUGCAACCAUCAAAGGCAAUGCAGAGAUAGUACAGAUCCUUUUGACAGCAGGGAAGAAUAAAAAUAUUGAUGAUAAAAAUAUCUGGAGAAAGACUCCACUGCAUCUUGCAGCAGAACAUGGACAUGGUGACUUGAUAAAUUUGUUGUUGAGUAAUGGGUCAGCCAUUAAUGCUUUAGACAACAACAAGGAUACCCCAUUGCAUUGUGCUUGCAGGGCUGGUCAUUUUAACUCGGUAAACUCACUUGUCAGCUGGUCUCAGGGAGAGAAAGCAAACUUACAAGCCACUAAUGGCCUCAAAAAGACUCCACUGCAAGUAGCAGAACUUAGCGCAAGUGACAACCAAGCUCAGAUUGUAACACUUCUGAAAAAGAAAAUGUUAGUAAGAUGAAUUUGUGAUGAGGAAUACAUUAAAAAUGUUUAAGUGUGUGAAAUUAUAAUCUUGCAAUCUGGAUAUAUAGGAUACUACAUCUUUAGUUCAGAUGUUAAAAUCAUAUAUACCUGGGCACGGUUGAUCGAUAUAAGGAUAACGAAGAAUGCAGCUGGGGCUAAUAAAAAUAAGCUAAUUUUCAGAGGUGGUAAAUAUAGAUAUACACAUAAAGAUAUAAAACCCAUUGUUGAUCUACUAUGUGUUGCCAACUCUCUUGAUUUUAUUAUGAAUCUCACGAUAUUUGGUGUCUUUCUUAGAGACCCAACCUUGAGAGUCAAAUGAGCAUGAACAAAUCUCAUCUUUUAUGCUAAAAAAAUAAGUACGUUUCUAGCCUUUGCUGUUGAAAAUUAAAGCUUGAAAAUGUGAAUAUUGCAGGAUCAAAAAUCAGAAUGAAAAUAAGAAUACUAGAUUUAUUAUUUUUUUAAAAUCAAGACUUUUAAGAUGAUUUAUCAAGAUUUUCUGGGGCCUGACUCAAGAUUUGUGAAUGGUUGCGGUUGGCCAGUAAUGGUUGAGAUGAGUAAAAAAGUGCUAGAUAUUCAAAUACAAUAUUAACCAGUAUAUUUAAGUUUAAUUAAAGUAUUACUGUUUGGUUAAAAUCAUGUUUGUUACACAAAUUUCCUUUCCUAUGUUACAAACAGCAACUAAGAUUAUAAAAAUACAUUUUCAUUUUACAUGUCACUUGAUCUAUGCUGUUUGUUUACUUUUUGCUUUUCUCAGCAUGGACAAUGAAAACACACUAGUCAGUUUCACAGUUGUUUGUAAUGAGUUUCUUUCAAGCUCACAGGUUCUAGCACAAAGCUGCAAUGUUUAGACUGCAUACACUGCAGUGAAGUGUUCAUUAAUUUUAAUAUUUCCGGUAGAUUUUUCUUUAAAUUGAAUAUAUUUUUAUUGGUUCGUAAUUGUGUAAAAGCUUUCUAAUAGAACCAAAUCCGAAGU